Pogona vitticeps (central bearded dragon) is the source of this 2948-nucleotide messenger RNA. It is a transcript of the gene GATA3, whose product is annotated as GATA binding protein 3. Gene Ontology annotation, biological process: negative regulation of transcription by RNA polymerase II; embryonic organ development; regulation of epithelial cell differentiation. The record is from RefSeq and is a predicted model, not a curated record. NCBI's taxonomy places the organism in Eukaryota, Metazoa, Chordata, Lepidosauria, Squamata, Agamidae. Gene Ontology annotation, cellular component: nucleus. Gene Ontology annotation, molecular function: zinc ion binding; RNA polymerase II cis-regulatory region sequence-specific DNA binding; DNA-binding transcription factor activity, RNA polymerase II-specific.
CGUCCUCGACAGAAGCGCAGGAGCCCGGAGGCAGAAGCCAGAGAAGACCGGGUUGGGGGUGAAUUCCCUUCCCCGGGUCUCUCCCGAGCGUGGCAAGACGCCUGUUUGAACGUAAGCAAAGAGGAAUAUUGAUGCUAAUAAAUAAUCAUUCACAGACCCUUAGCAAUGGUGGGACGCCGUGCCUUUCGUCAGGUGAUCCAAAGCAGGGAGCAGAAUCCUACAGGGCGAGAGGAAGAUCGGCGCUUGGGAGACUUUUUUCUUUUUGCUCUUGGUUUUUGCGGCUUCUUUCAGUCCCCCCCCUUUUUUUGAGCGGGGGAGACGCUUAUUUAAGAAACACCUCCAGCACCUUCCCGUGUAAGCAGACACUUUUUGUACACAGCCGCCGCCGCCGCUGCUUCUAUUUAAGGCUGACGAACUUGAGGCACAAGUCUUUGCAUGCGCAUCUAUAAAUAUAUAUAUAUUUUAAAGUUUUAAGACUCCCCCCUCCUUUCUUCCGCCCCCCGCCCCAUAAGUCGCCGCUGUUUAUUUCCCCCCCUCUCCCUUAAUUGUUUUGCACGGAGGGAAGGGUCCGUUGGCGAAAGAGAAGCCAGCCGGAUCGAGACCCCGCCGCCUCGGACAGCGCGCGCCCCGGAAGGAGCAUGGAAGUUACCACGGAUCAACCGCGGUGGGUCAGCCACCACCACCCGGCCGUUCUCAACGGGCAGCACCCGGAUUCCCAUCAUCCUGGACUGGGCCACUCCUACAUGGACCCGACUCAGUAUCCUCUGGCGGAGGAAGUGGAUGUACUUUUUAACAUCGACGGCCAAGGGAACCACGUCCCUCCCUAUUACAGCAACUCGGUGCGGGCGACGGUGCAGAGGUAUCCCCCGGCCCAUCACGCAGGUGGUCAGGUGUGUCGCCCGCCAUUGCUCCACAGUUCUCUCCCUUGGCUGGAUGGCAGCAAAGCCUUGGGAAGCCACCACCAUGGAACGUCACCUUGGAACCUGAGUCCUUUUUCCAAGACGCCGAUCCACCACAGCUCUCCUGGACCUCUGUCUGUCUACCCUCCAGCCUCCUCCUCCACUUUGUCAGCAGGCCACUCCAGCCCGCACCUCUUCAGCUUCCCACCAACCCCUCCCAAAGAUGUCUCGCCGGAUCCUUCCAUCUCCACCCCGGGCUCCACCGGAUCCAGCCGUCAAGAGGAGAAAGAGUGCAUAAAGUAUCAGGUGUCCUUGGCUGAUACCAUGAAGUUGGAGUCUUCUCACUCCCGGAGUGGUAUGGCCUCAUUAGGAGGGGCUUCCUCCUCUACACACCAUCCCAUAACCACCUACCCAUCCUACGUUCCCGAAUAUGGCUCUGGACUUUUCCCCCCUAGCAGCCUGCUGGGGGGUUCGCCAACCGGCUUUGGGUGCAAAUCUAGGCCGAAAGCACGUUCCAGCACAGAAGGCAGGGAGUGUGUAAACUGUGGCGCUACCUCGACCCCACUAUGGCGGAGAGAUGGCACCGGGCACUAUCUUUGUAACGCCUGUGGACUAUAUCAUAAAAUGAACGGGCAGAACCGGCCCCUGAUAAAACCCAAGCGAAGGCUGUCGGCUGCAAGAAGGGCAGGGACGUCGUGCGCAAACUGCCAGACCACCACCACCACCCUGUGGAGGAGAAACGCCAAUGGCGACCCAGUCUGCAACGCCUGCGGGCUGUAUUAUAAGCUCCACAAUAUUAACAGACCCCUGACUAUGAAGAAGGAAGGCAUCCAGACUCGAAACCGAAAAAUGUCUAGCAAGUCGAAAAAGUGCAAAAAAGUCCACGACAGCUUGGACGACUUCCCCAAGAGCAGCUCCUUCAACCCGGCCGCCCUCUCGAGACACAUGUCCUCCAUCAGCCACAUUUCGCCCUUCAGCCACUCGGGUCACAUGCUCACCACGCCCACCCCGAUGCACCCGCCUUCCAGCCUAUCCUUCGGACCUCACCAUCCGUCCAGUAUGGUCACAGCCAUGGGUUAAGAACCCUUUUGCCUUCUCGGAAAGAGAGGGACCCUGCUCUGCCCUGACGCGUUGUUUAUGUUCUCAGAAUGAGAGGUAUGGUUUUUUCCCUCCACUUGCCUCAUGACAGAUGAGCGCUUCUGCCCAUUCAAAGCCCCGGGACACAAAAUGCGGAAGGUGGGAGGGAAGAGAAAAGAAGGAAAGAAAAGGAAAAAAAAAAAAAACACACGAGAAUUUGAACACUGGCUGAAGCCAUCAAAACCAACAGACUUAAGGAAACGGUGGGAAGCUGAACAGUGCAGUGCGUUGCACGCUCUCUCCCUCUGUGUGUGUUCUCAGCCACCAAAUUUGGAUCCCAUUUGUGAAUAAACCAUCCCUACAUACGUUCGCUCUUGAACUGGGUUUCUCGUGCUGUGAGACAGAAGCAACAGGCCGCCCUCCCGUUUCGUCCCCUCUCCUUCAAAGACAAAGAAAAAUCAGUACAGAACACUGUAUAACUUAUAUUGUAAGAAAUAUUGUACAUUUUUUUUGGAGAAGACUCUGACAGCUUGUUAUCUGUUUUAAAAAGAAGAAGAAGAAGUAGAAAAGCAAAGACAAAGAAAUAACUCGGAGUUCUCAGUCCAAGCACUGCAAACGAAACACUGAGAUGGACAGUUCGCCGUCAGGUCCGAGAAGGAUGAGGUCAAACCGGCACAAGGACAAAACUGCCAGUUGUGUUUUAUGCUUCUCUCUUUCUCUCUCUCUUUCUCUCUUCUCUCACUUACUGGCUCCAGUUGUUUUGAUGCAUUAAAAAAUAAAUUAAUCCAAGUUGUAGGCAAAUCAUCCAUUCCAAGGUCUGGGCCCGCUGAGUUAAGGGGAAAGCUUUGAAAGGUUUCAGGGCAAGCGGGCGUGAUGUGUUGCUCCUUGCCGUGACAAGUUUGUUCAGGCCUAUACGCAUUGUGAACAAGUCCCUGUAAUUGUUGUUUGUAUGUAUAACGCAAAGCACCAAAA